AUGACAAAUCAGAGUCUGGCAGGUCAUAUCACCAAGUUCCGAGUAUCCCAAACUCCACGGAUCAAGCGGAACAGACCCGCUGUAUCUUGCUCAACGUGUCGUGCGCGCAAGCAGAAAUGCGACCGACAACAACCAUGCGGUCCAUGUCAGAAGCGUGGUGUCCAGAAUUCAUGUCACCUAGAGCCAACUUCGCGACCGCCCGCCGCUUCGCUGGCCAAUCGUGUUGAUAGUCGAGUCCAGGAUGAGCUUAGGCAGAUGCAGAGCCUCCUCCAGAGUCUCCUCAGUCAGCCUAACCAGGACCAAGUAGCCACAUCCUGCGAAAACCUAGCCGCGGGUGUGGAUCGCAUUCGGCAGGCUAUCAAUUACAGGGCUGUGACGGCUCCGCAAGUGGACCAACCUCCAGACAUCGUAUUUGGAUCUCUCGCCAAAGCUACCUUAGAAGAUGUUCUGGCGGCUUUGCCAUCCCGCCAGGAUUCUGACAAUAUUGUCUUGACAUACCUCAACGCAAGACAUAUUGCUGUACCAUUCAUUCAUAUCCACCAAUUCCGCAGACAGUACGAAGCCUUUUGGAACAACCCUGGAUCUGCGAACCUUCUGUGGGCAAGCAUCCUAUUCUCAGUCCUCGCGCUUGGUGCCAGCAUGCCUGAUGGCAGGGGAAACCAUCACCAGUCUUCAGCAUUUAUUUCCAUGUCAGCCCGAUGUCUUAUAUCCGGUCAGUAUAGCACUGCGACUGAAUUCUCUGUUGAAGCCCUGGCUAUGCAUCUUCAUGCACGAUGUUUCCAUCAAGAGGACAGGGACAUCAAUCUGUCCCAGCUUCAUGCUUUGACUGUUCGUAUUGCGCAGCAGCGGUGUUAUCAUGUGGAUGGAGGCGACUACUUACAGGCUCUGACACCCUUUCAAGUCGAAAUGAGACGGCGCAUUUGGUAUUAUCUCCAGUACUACGACGUCUUGCUAUCUCUUGAGCAUGGACUACCGCCACUGAUACACGAAGAUACGUACUCUGUCGGCCAUCCAACAAACGUCACAGAUGACGAGUUUGAUGAAGAAACCAAAGUCAUCUUCGCUAGUCCAGUGGCAGAGGCCAAUGCUGCGCUCCCCUGCGUAUACAUGUCCCGACUAUUGCCAAUUCUGAGAAACAUCAUUCGCCACGCCCUUGGUUUCAAGACCUGCAACUAUAAGGACGCCCUUUUCCUCAAAUCGCAGCUUGAGGCAUGGUACAGAUCGAUUCCACUCUGCCUCCGCGUGCAUUCCAUCAAGGAUACUUGCCUGACAAAUACUACUUUCACCGCUUUACAACGUAUCCUAUUUCAGCUCAUCUACAACACAGGAAUCGCACUCAUAUAUCGUCCGUUCCUCAAUAUCAUGAGCCUUGAGAAUAGAUAUUGCGAAACUGCGCUUGACAUGUCUCGCAAGAAUGCACUAAGAUCUAUUGAAGUAUACAUAGAGGUUGAUCAAGAGAUGCAGAGAGGGGGAAGACUCUAUAACGAUCCACAAGUCAGGGCUAACUUACCCGUCAAUGACUUCUUUAUAACAAUGAUAAUGGCACCACUGGAGUUCUUCGGUUGCCCCAACUUACCGCAAAGCCAAAAGGGCUAUAUUAUCCAUACACUCGAAACGGCAGCACAGCUGUGGCCCACGAGAUCAUGUGUCUCUUCAUACGCCCUUGAAAGCUCGCGACUGCUUCAGGUCAUUCUGGCAGACAUCCAUUCGUCAACCUCAAUUGAGCAUCCUAUAUACCCAAACAUCUCUAACUCAAGCCAAGAAAGUGCUUUACUACAAACUUUUGGGACUUACGGACCAAGGGGCGAUGAUGCCUGUGAAUUCGACAACUUCCCGUGGAACACCACUACAAUGUCGGAUUGGGGCUCGAUGAACUUGUUGAUUGACCAUGAGGAAUUUGACAGGUCAAUCACUGAAGAGUCAAUCAUCGGUGUUUAG
Messenger RNA from Fusarium odoratissimum NRRL 54006, 1938 nucleotides. RefSeq lists its product as uncharacterized. NCBI's taxonomy places the organism in Eukaryota, Fungi, Ascomycota, Sordariomycetes, Hypocreales, Nectriaceae. The record is from RefSeq and is a predicted model, not a curated record. Gene Ontology annotation, biological process: regulation of DNA-templated transcription; DNA-templated transcription. Bases 1 to 1938 code for a protein of 645 amino acids. The transcript is spliced from 3 exons. Gene Ontology annotation, cellular component: nucleus. Gene Ontology annotation, molecular function: zinc ion binding; DNA-binding transcription factor activity, RNA polymerase II-specific; DNA binding.